Molecule: messenger RNA, 1176 nt
Organism: Trichoderma aggressivum f. europaeum
Lineage: Eukaryota; Fungi; Ascomycota; Sordariomycetes; Hypocreales; Hypocreaceae
Exons: 1
Coding region: 1-1176 (391 amino acids)
Source: RefSeq, a predicted model, not a curated record
AUGGCUAGCCAUCAGCCGACGCCUUCAGCGACCGAGGCCGGUGAGAGCGACCAUCCCUCUGCGCCGUUGUCAGCCGUGCCUCGUCGCGUACAAGAGCUCAAAACCAACUCUCACAAAAGACUCAAGGCUCGCUCCAAGGGAGCUGCGCCCAAAGACGUCCAUCGAAGCCUGAAUCGGCGCUGGCGCGAACAAGUCAUCUCCAACCUCGAUGCCGGCGAAUCCUUCAGCAACCACGUCGCCAUCCUCAAGAUUCUUCGCCGCAUACCCGAGCUCAGGGACCACGUACCUCAUCUUGUCAGCAACGAUCCCGUUACUCAAACCUACGUCGUCCGAUACCCGUGCCGCGACUUGAUCCCCUUCGAGAGGGAAGUACGCCUCUUGGGACUCUCCUACAGGAAAAUACAAAACAUCAAAAGCCAGCUCUACCGAUCUGUCAUGGCAAUGUACACCAACGGGGUGAGAUACAACAUCUACCCCCAACACCUUUAUUUGUACGGUCCCGCCUCUUGGGACCUCACUCGUUUGCUAUUUCUUGGAUCAGUGACGAGUUCCGAUCUUCUCGACGUGGGGGGGCUGGAUUGGAACAAGGAGAGAGAUCGCGUGUGCGAUCAAAUCGACCGUACUUUCGCGCCCCUCGAGAUCUGGACCUUUCAAGAAGAAGCUGCCGACUUGGCCAAACAUGCUAGAACAGAGAUGGAUCAGGCAAUGUCUGUUAUCAACGAGAAAAACGCCGUCAUCGACUCAGCGAAAGCAGACUUGACAGAAGCACAGGCUAUCAUGGCGGAAGCAUAUCAAAUGAUUAAGGAUGCUCGUGCUACAUUGGAUGGGGUCAAGGCCGUCUCCAAAAAUAUAUAUACGUCCGUUACAAGGCCUCAAAGUCUCUGGGAUGACGCCCAUAUAGCAAAGGAAUAUGCGGAAACCAGCCGGAGAAAGAUGGCUGUUCUCAACGACAGAGCAAACGCCCUCAUCCAAAAGUAUGGUAAUCCAAAGCUGCCUAAUGAAGUUGGUGCAGAGGAUGCCGUUUCGCAUUCUGAUAUCAAGACAGAGGAAAAUGCGAAGGUGAAGAACCGCAUACCAACUAUUGAUGGUAUCAGAGCGAUGGAGGAACCCACUAUACAACGUAGAUCUGCGGCUAUUGAAGCUAACCUCAGAGAAGACGGCAGUAUUGGGACGUGA